AUGAUAGGCGUUCUGUUUCUGCUCGCCGGCACACUGGUCUGCUCAUUCGCACAGGUCCUUGAACUGAAACCUGGGAGUGUUCGAGGCUUUGAGUAUACGACGAAAGGCGGUGAUAUUGCCGAGGUGUUUCUCGGGAUACCUUACGCGGCUGCACCUGUGGGGGAAUUGCGUUUUGAGAAACCUGUUCCCGUCGUACCAUGGAAUGGAGUUCGUAAUGGAACUCAGUUCGGUGCCACCUGUCAUCCACACGAGCAUAAAUCUGCCGUAUUGCCAGAUCCCAAUGAAGACUGCCUUACACUUAAUGUGAUUCGACCAAAGAAGGAGGCACCCACUGGUGGAUACCCGAUUCUGCUAUGGAUCCAUGGUGGUGGCUACGAAAUAGGGUCAGCCAGUCUAUAUGGUUACAAGGGAUUUGCGGACAUCUACAUACCGCAUGACAUAAUCGUGGUCACUAUACAGUAUCGCUUGGGCAUAUACGAUUACAUUGCACGAUCGAUCGAAAUGUCAGGGUCUCCGUGGGUUGCUUGGGCUUUGGGACCGAAUGUUCCCAAAUACUCAUUGGAACUAGCUGAGGUGCUCGAAUGCGCAGAUGACCUUAAGAGCUGCAUGAAGCACAAAACUGUGGAAGAGAUCUAUGAAGCUGCCGAGAAGGUGUACUCAAGAUUUCAUGGCUAUGCAAGUUCUGGACUUGACAGCAUCAAAUGGGGCCCUGUGAUUGACGGCGAUUUCCUACAAGAUCCGGACGAGAUGGCUGUCACCGCACCUCCGAAAGCCUCGAUUGUAGGGGUUUCGAAUAAAGAAGCAGCUUUUAUGAGUAAAAACGCAACCCUCACUAACUUCGGGAUCAAAGAAGAUGAUUUCCCUACAUGGAACAGAGACAAACUGGUAGCGUCUAUCAAGAAACUUAUUCCGAACGAGUUCUUCAAGAGCAAAACGGAUGAGGUGAUUGACAAAGUGAUCGCUUACUAUGUCGACAGGAACGAGGAAGACGCAUAUGAUUUCUAUCUUGACAGAUACACAGAGACAUCUUUGACAUGGAUUCAGUUUCUCAGCGAUGUCUUGUUCAAUGUGGCUGCCGUAGAUGGCAUUUUGGCACGUCGUGGAGGAAGAUGGGAUCUUUUUGCCUAUUCGUUCAAUCACUACAACAAAGCAGUAUGGUCUGAUAACAUACCAAAGAGAUUAAGAGGUUCGAGUCCUAAAGAAGUUUAG
Haemonchus placei is the source of this 1209-nucleotide messenger RNA. The record is from the annotation of a GenBank genome assembly. Lineage: Eukaryota; Metazoa; Nematoda; Chromadorea; Rhabditida; Trichostrongylidae.